ACAUGAACUAUCCACCCAGUGCGCUCGGCGUGAUUGACACACUCUCGGGUUGCUUUGUGCGUGGAUAUCGAGUGGCUCACUGCUGCAAACUGCCCUGAAAAGAAGAGAAAGCCAGGUCCACAUUAAAACAGUUCAGCUCCCAGACCAAUGCACGCGUUUAUAAGUGCCAAGCAGCCACGUAACGACAGAGUUUAUGUUAGCUUUGAGCUAGCCAGGGCUAGCUAGUUGAGCAGCGGUCAGUGCAUGGCUACGCAGAGACCAGUCUUGACUCUCUCCCACGCAGACUCUUGACAUGGGGAGUAAAAUGUCCUUCAGCAGAGGGAGCAGUGACCAAAAUAGAGUUUCUGAAUUAACAUCUGUGACAUCGCAUCCUCGUAAUUCCUUUCAUGUUUCUACGGACUGCAAACAGAUACCUGAAGGCAAGAGAUGCAGUGAGGAAGACCUGGACUCCAGGUGGGGAGAGGAAAUGAAAGCAACAGACCUCACUGAACCUCCACCUGAAUCUCACUCCCGCAAAUCUGAUGGACCUGCUAACACUGAAACAGGCAGCGAAACAAACUGGCAACAGAGCAAGCACAUACCGCCAGAUGUAGGGAUGGAAGCAAAGUCUCAAAUGACAUCUGCGAGUGUGUGCAGCUCCACGACAGAUAGUCAUGGACAGCCUGUGGAGGUUCGCAGAAAAAAACGUGGGCGCCCUCGAAAAAUCAAAAAUGUGUUGACUGAAGAUGAAAAAGAAACAGAUUCUGCUGGUCUUGAUGAAGUUCAACAUAAGGAAGUCAGCACUACAAUACCGUUGCCAACAUGCUUAGAAAACCACAACAGAGAUGAUGUGCCUAACACCGUAGAUGGUCCCUUAAUCAAUAAUUUACCUCAUAAUGAGAUGUCUGGUCUUCAUACUGUUUCUGAUGGCAAACCAGAAGAGGAUGUCCCUGUGUUGCCAAAAAGAAGAAGAGGAAGACCAAAAAAAACAGAAAUAGCAGCUUUUAAAAACAUGGUUGCUAAGGCUGCUGCUGCCAGUGCCCCUGUUGCUCCUUCUCAUGCUAAUAAUGUUAGUGGUCCUGCGCGGAGACUGAGGAGUAGAGGAGAACAACACCCUUUGACACAAGAUGGAAAUACUGAAUCCGAGGUUAAGGUACACCCAAAGCAAACUGAAAUUUCUCCUGCAGCAGCAAGUAGUUCAAAAUUUCAAGGUACUAAAAGAAGAAGACCUAAGUUGCAGAUUGAGCAGCAAAUUCCAGCUAAAGUUUCCAAACUUGACGUUUCCCAGGAGGCUUCGCCAGUGUUGAGCAAUGACACGGGCUGUGGGGAGAAAGUGGAGACAGAUAAGCAGGUGGAAAUGAAUACUGACAAACAGGAGGCUGACACAGAUGGAAAGGGAAGUCAGCGCUCCCCGCAGUCUGAAGAAAGACAACAACAGCAGCCAAAACUAAAGGAAAGUGCAUUACCACAAAGAAAACUGCGUUCCCAGCCAGCAGCUGAGCCUGAAGUUAUUCCUUCAGAGUGUACAAACAGUGCAGAUUUGGUAAGCCCCAUUCAAAGUGAUGACCCAGAAAUAAAGCAGUCAGUGGACAUGAAUGGCAGUGGGGAGUCACAGUCACAGAGCAGCCUUGACUCUCCAAAGAGCCCAAACCUUCCACAGAAUACAGAGCCUGGUACCACUGAUGUUGUAAUGUCCUCUGAACAACCACCCAAACCUGUUGAGAUCCCCUCUGCUGUAAAAGUGGAGAAUAUAGAGGUAGAGGUGGAUCAUUUAAAUCCUUUGUCAAAGUCAGAUAAUCCCACACCUUUACAACACAGUGCCAGCACUCCAGUUAAAUCUGAGGGUCCAAACAAUCGGCAAAAUACUUUCAGGCGCAAGAGAGGCGGCAAGAGAAGGAGGAGAAUAAGCAAUGUUUUGUUACAAAGAGAGGAUAAAGGCAGCGGUGACACCCAACAAGAAACAGACUGUGGUGACACAAACAAGGAGGCCACCUCAAAUGUCUUGUACACCAAAAAAGGGGGGAAAACUCUGUUGAAAUGUGGUUACUGUGGUCGCACAUUUAAAUUUCUGUCUCAGUUCAUUAUCCAUCAGCGCAUUCAUACAGGAGAGAGGCCUUUUAAAUGCCCUGAGUGUGGCAAAGGUUUUAGCAAAAAUUCCAACUUAAAUCUUCAUCUCAAGACACAUAGAAAGAGCAAUAUAUAUCAAAAAUGUCCAUAUUGCAAGAUCAAAUUCUCUUGCUCUGAGUAUUCAGAUCACAUGAAGAUGCACGCUCAUCAGCUGGACCAAGACGCUGAGAUCAAUAAAUCAGAGACACGGAGCAGAAGCAACGACCGUGCCAAGAGUCAGGUACAUCGCAGAUCAGUUUCCCCAGAAAAGAGAGAAAGUAAAGUGUGUCAGUACUGUGGUAAAACGUUCCCAUUUCAGUCUGCCCUCAUAAGACACGUGCGUGUCCACACGGGGGAGAAGCCUUAUAAAUGUGAUAUAUGCGGCAAAGCCUUUGGUCAGGCGUAUUUCCUUCGUGUGCACGAGUUGACGCACUGGUCUGUGAAGCGUUACAACUGCACAGGUUGUGAGAAAUCAUUCACUCAUUAUAGCAAUGCAAAAAAUCAUACAUGUAGACCUUCACGAAGCGGUGACGACUUACAGCCCAGCAGACAGGCAGCAAAGCCUUCACUAACAUACACAUGCCACAUCUGCAAGAAUGUUAUCGACAAUUUACAGGAGUUCAACAGUCACAUGAGAGCCCACACUGGUGCAAAGCUUUAUCGCUGUUUGUAUUGUGACAAGCUUUUUGGUGUGCUGUCUGAAUUUAAUGCCCAUCACAGCCAAUGCAGAGGAGAGAGAAACGCCUCGAGUUCUACAAUCAAGGGGGAAGAGACAAUGUCAUUAAUACAGUACACAGUGCCCGCGCUUAGAUGUUCAACAGGACACAAUUCAGCCUCCAUCACAGCUGAAAAUAAUGAAACACAAAAAAAACAGUCCUCACAGAUUCGCCGCAAGAAACGCUUUGCUAACUUAAAGAAACCGUUCCAGUCAACAGUCAUACCAGCUCAUCAUCUCUCACAUUUUGUGUCAAAGUUAAACAAACUAGAUAACCGAUCGGACCCCAGGAAAUAUUUAUGCCCAAGCUGUGGGCGGCUGUUUAGACACAUGGGCAGACUCCGAGCCCACAUGCUCACUCACGCUCGUGGUCAGAGUUACACUUGUGCCUGUUGUGGUAAGACCCUUGAGAACUGGAAAAAACUGUGGCAUCAUCAGAGAAUCCAUCGACAGCGGCGCGGCCGCUUCAUGUGUCCUCAGUGCGGUGAAGGGUUUCGAUUUGUGGAGCCUUACAAAAAACACAUGAGCGAGCACCCGGAGUUCCAGUGGAUUCAGUCGAGGCCCAAGAAAGUGUUUCUGCCUUAUCAGUGUGAGCAGUGCAGAAGCAGCUUUAAGACUUUAGACUUGCUGUUCAGUCACCAGCUUUGUCAUUCCUCAACGCAAGACAUGCACAAGGACACUGAUUUCGAUUUAUCGAUAGAUGAUCAAUGUACACAACCUAACAAGAGAGUGUUUAGCCCUUCCACGAAUAACCAUAUAGCAACAUUACGUCCUGAGGCUGAAGAAGAAAACUACAUCCCCGUGUCAUCUGUCCAAACUGACAACUCUCCUCUGAGCCCCUUAUCCAAAUAUCCAGACCCACUUCCCCAAGAGUCCCCUCUGGCACCCAUGAUUUCCUUUGUCCAACAUCAGGAUCUUGAUUUGGGUAAAACUGCGCAGCAUUCUGUGAUCCAAGAUAAAGAAACCAGUCAUGACAGAACAGAUGAAAAUGCAUUUGAAAAACCGAUUACACCUUUGAGAACUGUGAAAAGACACGUAUCCCAAAAUGCCAGCAUAUCAAAUGAAGGGUCAUCAGAAGGUGUUAAGUGCGCUGUGUGUGGUAACGCUUAUCCUGCCAUUUCAGACCUUUAUCACCAUUAUUUGCAGCAUGCCAGAGGCCAGGUGUAAUAACCUAAAUGGAGAUACUAUACCCCUUUCAUAUGUACAUCAACCUCCUUACAUUGUUUAACACAGGGGUCCUCAAUUAGAAAAUAUAGAAAUCUUGUCUGUUACUUGCCUGGAAAAGUUUAGGAAAGUGAAAUAUCUCAAAAAAAUAUUCAACCAGUCAUGAUUGUCGGUUUUCAAAUUUUAAACAAAUACACUGAAUGUACAAAAUAAUAGGUACACUUUCUGUUUUCAUGAUGUUCAUAGAUUAGGGAACUUCAUGUAGAAACCACUAACCUUUCUUUAGUUUCUAAACUUAAAUGUCUAAAUCAGAGCAGAGAUGUAGAUGCUUUGUACAUUCAGUGUAUUAAUGCCUAACCAGAAGCAGCCCUGGUGUCUCAACACAGAACGUGUACUGUAUGAAAAUGAAAGUCAGAGUUUGAUUAGCAAAUAUUUAUACAUGCGAAAUGACCACUGAAACAUUUUGAGCCCUCAUUCAUGCCCAGCAUCCCAAUGGUAUCUUUAAUUUAAAACAGGAAAAAUGCAGUGCACAUCCAGCUCAAUUUGAUUACAGGACAAAGUUGGUGACUAAUCAGAGGGAUGGAGGUCACACUGAAAUAAUUUAUAAACUUUUUGUUGCUGUAAAAGCAAACCUGGCAAUGAACUUUGAAUCACUGCAGCAACAAAUUAAAGAGUUUCUUUGUAUUUCAUGUUUAUUUUAUCAUGUUUGUCCAUACUUUUAUAGCCAUUUGGUGAGUAGUAUAUGUAUACCUCAUCAUGAUGCGUCUAUUUAUUAUAUGACCUCUGUGAAUUUAAUAUCAAACGCAUGCAUUUCAAAUCAUGUGGAUCUACAUGUUCAUUCAAGGCAAACUGUUACUCAAAAUGUUUCAGAGGAAGUGAAAUGUCAUACUGUCCAAAAUGUUACUGAUUCAGAAAUCGCUUUGUUAUGACCUACAACAGGUGCUUGGGUCAGCAUUUUGUAUUUGUAAUUUGAACAUGAAUAUCAGCUUUUGUCAUGCACAUGUUCGCUCUGUUGUGGAACACGUGUAAUAUUUACACGCAAUGCUAAAUUUUCCAGAAAAUACACUAACAAACACACAUUCCACACCUGCAGUAUUUAGUGUGAAAGGUUGUUGAAUGUCAUUGUUCACUGCUUUUGAAAAACUACACUUUCUGUGCUUUGAUGUCAGGCCUUUUGUUGGAAUCAAAUGACAUUUCAAAAGAUGUUUCCCAGAUGGACACCCUGUUGUGUAUAUAAUUUUAUGCUAUAGUUUGUCUUAAAAACAAUAAAGGUCACUUUUGUAUUCA
Molecule: messenger RNA, 5251 nt
Organism: Thunnus maccoyii (southern bluefin tuna)
Lineage: Eukaryota; Metazoa; Chordata; Actinopteri; Scombriformes; Scombridae
Product: zinc finger protein 184
Exons: 3
Coding region: 293-3967 (1224 amino acids)
Source: RefSeq, a predicted model, not a curated record